This is a messenger RNA of Camellia sinensis, 2090 nucleotides long. Lineage: Eukaryota; Viridiplantae; Streptophyta; Magnoliopsida; Ericales; Theaceae. The record is from RefSeq and is a predicted model, not a curated record.
CAGUAUGGUUCUUUCCAUGAACAACCUCAUAAAUCCUAAACAAUUUUCUCCAAAAGAACUAUCUAACAUAACUUUAUCAGUUCCCUCCUACCCCAGUAGCCACCAUGACGGAAGGGAGUGACGAUCUUCGAGAAACCAUCCUUAAAAUAAUCAAAGAAGGUACAAAGAAGGCCGAAUCCAUGCCAUCUCCAUGUAUUUUCAGGGUCCGGAAGAAGCUUCGCAAGGUGAAGAAAAGUGCCUACACUCCUCAACUCGUCUCAAUCGGACCUCUUCACAGCAACAAAGAACAUCUUAAAUCUCCCAUGGAGGACAUUAAGAAGCAGUACGCCGAAGCCCUGUUUAAGCGAGUGCAGACAGCCAAUCCAACAAUGGAUUUUAAGAAGGAGCUAACGCAAUGUGUAGAGAGACUGAAACUGUCGUUAGACACAGCCAGGAAUUGCUAUGCAGAGAAAGUAGAAGUCGAUGUGGAGGAAAUGAAAGAGUCGUUAGACAAAGCCAAGGAAUGCUUUGCAAAUAAAGUCGAUGCCCUGGAGAAAAUGAAAGAGUCGUUAGACAAAGCCAAGGAAUGCAUUGCAAAGAAAGUCGAUGUCCUGGAGGAUGUGGAGAAAAUGAAAGAGUUGUUAGGCAGAGCCAAGAAAUGCUUUCCAAAGAAAGUCGAUGCCCUGGAUGUACCCAUGUUGGUCAUCGAUGGUUGUUUCAUACUCGAACUUCUCUACAGGGAUCGUCAUCCCAACAUGAUCGGAACCAGCAACAACCCAAAUUCCAAUAACAAAACAAGUCAAGAUUUCUGUUUCGACACCUCUCUGAAUCGCGUCGCAAUUAGACAUGACUUGUUGCUAUUAGAGAACCAGCUUCCCUUCUUCGUUCUCGAGGACUUGUUUGACCUCACGGUGGCUAAGAUUCCGAACCCCACGGUGGCUAAUACUCCGAACCUCACGGUGGUUACUAUUCGGCCUAGUCUUAGUCACUAUCUCCUCUCAUACUUUGGUAACAUGAUGAAUCCGAAUCCCUCAGGACAAAGCGACAAUAAUAACUGGGAACCGAAGACUUGUGAGGGAGUACCGAAGAUUUGUCAUAUCCUCCACUUUCUAUACAAUCAAUACCGUCAUCAUCCACAGAAACAAGAAGGUACUAUACAAUCAAUACCGUCAUCCACAGAAACAAUCAAUACCGUCAUCCCCGAAAACAAGAAGGAACAACAAGAUUCACCAAUAACCAAUUCCAUGCCUCCUGCAUCAGAACUCGAGUAUGCAGGAGUCAAGUUUAAAUCCAGUACUACUAAAACCGGUGAUAAAGACACCCUAUCCAGUACUACUACAACUGGUGGUAAAGACACCCUAUUCGAGGUCCAAUUUGAUGCCCCACAAGGCCUUUUCCGGUGGUGCCGUAGAGCUUCUUUCAAAAUCCCAACUCUGAGAAUUAGUGCCGCUACAGAAAGACUCUUGAGAAACCUCAUUGCUUUCGAGCAGUGUUACACUGGCUUUGAUCGUAACAUUGGCCAUGCUCGCCUUGAUUUUUACUUCACAUCGUAUGCUACCCUCAUGGAUAGACUCGUAGACACUGAGAAUGACGUGCAAGUGCUCGAAAAGGCUAAAGUCAUAUAUAGCCGUCUCGGCGACAGAGAAGAGGCCUCUGAUCUGUUCCACAGUCUCUGCAAGGAAAUUGUUCUGCCUCGGGAUAGUUUCUAUUUCGCUGAAGCUUGCAAUCAGGCUGCUAGACGCAGCGAGCAUCUUUGGUUUAUAUGUUUGGGGUAUUUGAGGCGUACAUAUUUCGCAUAUCCAUGGACAUUCAUAGCUUUCUUCGUUGCCUUCAUCGUUUUUGGCAUCCAAGUCGCACAACUCGUCCGUAAUUUCCUUCGUUGAGGAUUAUUCUGCCAGAAUUACUUACUACUCCCAUUUUAGGCCUUCUCAGUAAUCGGUUAUGAGUCAAAAUGGGGUUAGUUAUGAAAUAUGUGGUUUUAAUUGUAAGAUAUGUGGUAGCUUGUUAAAUAUGUGGUAUUAAUUGUGAGAAAUGUUGUGUUCUCUUGCACCUUGAUAUCUCCAUCAAUAAAGUCUUUGCUAAUAAAUAAAUAAAUAAAGUCUUUGCCGUCA